AUCUUCAAUAAUUCUCGCUUGUUGUCCGUCUAGCCGAUCCGUUGCUAAGGCGCCACCUCCGUGCACGUUGCGCCUGUAGCAAGAAAAAAUGGCGUGCAUCCAGGCCGUCGCGUCCUUGCCGUCAACAGUCGCAUUGACUGUUUCCGCUGUCCCAACUGGCCAGCGGCUUCCGUCAGCUACCGUCGCCUUCCGGCCAAUCAAAAGCCAACGCAUGGCUGCUGUGUGCGCGGCACGUUCCCCCAAGUCCGGCGACGCCUCUCCCGCGCGUCCUUCCGCGUCCGCGGCGUUCCGCCUGCUAUCGGCGCCGGUGGCGGCGGUGCCGCUGCUGCUGGCGUUCGUGGAGGCGGAGCUGCCGGGCGCCAUGGACACCGUCACGGCGCUCUCCGAUUUCCACAUCACCGAGCCCGCCUUCAAGGCCUUCUACAUGAUCUUCACGUGCGUCUUCUGCUGGGGCGCGCUCGUCUUCGGCUCCAUGAACGACGAGUACUACGAGAGCGACGAGUACCGCAAUGCUGGUGGCAACGGCACCCAGUUCUGGAUCUACCAACGGGUGGAGGAGGAGGAGGAGGGGGCGCGCGAGGAGCUGUGGAGGGACGAGUUGCGGCGCGAGAUAGAGGAGAAGGUGACGGAGGUCAAGGGGCUCAAGGGCGCUGUGAAGGAGGAGGAGCUCGUCUGAGGGGCUGUGUGCGUGCACUCCUGCUGUAGCGCUGGUCACAUCCGCCUCACUACUACUGUAUCAUUGUUUCAGUAGUCUUAAUUUCUACGUCAGGAAGCCCUCCCCCUCUUGCAGGUCGAAUGCAGCAGCUGCUGUUAGACACGAAAUCCUAAAAUAGGAAAAGGAAAGAGAAGAGGAGCAAAACACAAGAAAAGCACCUACAUAAUUUGAUUCCCUGGUUAGCAGGCACCUCAUCCUCUGAAAGCCCAGCCCAGCCUCCCCUGUUAAGUGAGCACCU
Closterium sp. NIES-67 is the source of this 953-nucleotide messenger RNA. NCBI's taxonomy places the organism in Eukaryota, Viridiplantae, Streptophyta, Zygnematophyceae, Desmidiales, Closteriaceae. The record is from the annotation of a GenBank genome assembly.